AUGACAACGCAAACGGGCCCCGUCAUACCUCCCCGGCCGUCGAGAUCGCCUGCCGAAAAGACCGCAGACAUGCCGAAGAUCCCUCCCCGUCCUACCCACCGCAUUGAUCGCACCGCGUCCCCCAUGGGCUCAAAUUACGCCCCUUCUCCGUUGAACGAGCCCCCAAAUGGCUCAACGCUGUCCAAAACAGUCUCCAAUGAUAUGCCCGCUCGUCCUCCUAGUGUGACGAUACCGUCGCUCGGGGAAGAAGGCAUUGAAUAUCAAGAUUUGGAUGCCUUGAAUGCUUCGGACAGCCAUAAUACUACACCCGCGGAGACCCGGAACGUGGGCAGCGAUCUGAAGCUCCACGCACCUCGGCCAUCGCUCCCGACCUCUAGCGCCAAGGCCAAGGUGCAGGCCGUCACUCGCACAGAUUCCAGCCAGGCUGUAGCGGCAGGUUUCGGCGCGAUCGGCUCACCGGAACAAGAUGAGCAGCAGGAACGGUCUUCCCGUUCCAUCUACUCUGUCCAGGGCUCGCGAGCAGCCUCUUCAACAGCAUCUUUCGAGCGGCCACGUUCAAUUCACGAUGAGGAGCAUGGAAUUCCCGAAAUCGGCCAGCGUGUUCCGAUGUUAGCCAACGCCGGCGAUGUACAAGCACCUUCUCCCAGCCCUUUCCUUGAGCAACCGGGUUCGCGGUCUGGACGCGGCCACCAUCGAACUCGCAGUGGCCGGGAAGCUUCCUUGCCUCCUGGUAGCUACGGUCUCCAUGGCCAUGGCGUUCCUACUAACGACAAGUUUGAAAAGGCCUGGUAUGAAAAACAUCCUGACGAAUAUGCCAAGGAGGAACAAGGGCACUACGGGUCUGGUGUGGGCACGCCCCGACCUGAUUGGGCCUUGAGUAGCGAUGACCUGAACAAGAUCGUUCGUGGCUCUGCCGUUACUGGCGCGGGACUAGGGACGUCUCCUGCUAUAACCGGUACGCCGGAAGAAGAGCUCGGCUACCUCGCCUCUGAAGAAUACACCCAACGCCUCACUUCUCCGACACCAGACUCAAAACGUGACUCCCGCCCUACCGUGGAAUCCCCACUCAAGAAUUCAAGCGCCCCGGCCGCAGAAGCAGGGGAAAAAGCCAAGGAACAGCCUUCGUUUAUCCACAUUGACGAGCCCUACCACCAUCGCGACCAUCCUGAUGGUUUUGCUCUUACGCCGGAUCCACAAGAAAUUGCCAAUAAGGGCAAAGGAGAUGAGGAGGAUGAACCAAUUUUGGCUGCUGAUGAAGUACGCCCUGAAUCUGCUUAUCAGCACGCCGCAGUAUCACCUACCUUCAACCGGAGAGAAAGCCAUGAUUAUGAAGGCCGGAGUCGAACCCCUAGCGUCAACGGGAGUCGUUCAAACAGCAGAACCGCCGGCCGCCGUGGCAGUACACCCGUUCUUGCCAGAUAUAACUCUCAUGAAGAUCACGCACCUCUCGAAGAUGUUGAAGAGUACGAGCCAUUAUUCCCCGAAGAUGAGUCGAAAGAGAACAACCCAAUGUCUGCAGCGGAACGUUUCAAAAAGCGCCCAGACACGCUCAAGCACCGAUUUCCUAGUGAGGAUAUCUGGGAAGAUUCUCCCAACAGUCACCAACUUCAUGCCACUGUCUCCACCCCAGAUAUUCCCAAGGAAAGCCGCUUUGAAACUCCGGAGCAAGAAGAGGCCCGCAAAACUCGCGAGCCCAGUGUCGACAGCCAUCAGGUUGCGCAACGCAUCCUGCAUUCUGAAGAGCCAGCUUCCCGUCCAGGACUUGCAAAACAGAGGUUUCCCAGUCGGGAUAUCUGGGAGGAUGCACCAGAAAGUCAAACAUUGGUGACAACAAUAGAGCCUCCAGAAGAGAAGCAGACGAGCCCGGAUGUCCCAUCCAAACCGGCUAUUCCAGCCCGGCCUGAAAAACGACAGCCUCCCCAAGUGGAUGUCUCCACCAAACCAACCUCGCCCGUUGAGAAGCGACAGCCACCCGUCAUCCCAGAUAGACCUAAGCCCCAAAUUCCCGCACGACCAGCCAAUCGUGUUUCACGUUCAAACGGUGACGAGGCACAAGAUGCAUCAGUCAAAUCAAAACCAGCUGUUCCAGCUCGCCCAAUAGGGGGUAAAAUCGCUUCAAUCAAAGCGGGCUUCCUAUCUGACUUGAACUCCCGUCUGCAGCUCGGCCCGCAAGCACCUCCGAAGCCUGAACCAAAGCAAGAAACACCUGCCGAAAGGGGUCCAUUAAGUGACGCUCGGAAGGGCCGAGCUCGUGGACCUGCGCGAAGAAAGCCUGCUGUCGAGAGCCCCGGCGCCAGACUACCGACGAUUCCCGAGAUCAAGAUAACAGAGACGUGGAACGUCUGGGAAGUUCGUGAAGACGGCCAGCUAAUUGUCGGUGACGGCAACAAGGGCAACAAAGCUAGCACAGCCUCCGCUUCAUCAGACCCCUGGGACACCCCGAUGGCACCACCUUUAGCUCGAAACAUGGCGGGUGGCGCAGUCGAUCCUCCAAGACAGCCCACAAAAGAAGAAGUCCUCGAGCCAACGUCAACAGGCACAUCUUCCGAGUUAGAACAGGAGGCUCCCAAGGUGGAACCUACAGAGGCGAAAUCUAUGAAGGAAGAAGACUUAUCUUCAAGCAUACCAGGUGGCUUCGAUUCGUCAGAGAAAAAGGUUGAAACCCCGUCUGCUGUCUCGGAUGACAAGGUCGAGAGUGUUCCUGAGUCUUUUGAGAAACAAGUUGACAUCACGUCCGCUGUCUCCGGCGACAAUGUCGAAGCUGUCUCUGAGGACCUAACUUCCAGUGCUGAUGGCAAGAAACUCUCUGAUGGCGAUGAGACGGUGUCAGCAUCACGCGACUAACGCGUUCACAUUGGUCUCUUUGUUCUUGUCUCAUCGUUCUGUCAUUGUCCACCUUAUGUCUUUCGUUUAGUAACCUAACCUUCUAUGAGGAUGUAACUAGCCUAUCCUACUUAACCUAGACAUGUGACUUGCUGCAUGUCGCAGCUCCGACUACUGCAGCCACACCUGAACACGGUAUCUUAAAUUCGUA
Messenger RNA from Aspergillus nidulans FGSC A4, 3034 nucleotides. RefSeq names its product Aim21 family protein. The coding region runs from base 1 to 2844 and encodes 947 amino acids. The transcript is spliced from 2 exons. The record is from RefSeq and is a predicted model, not a curated record. NCBI's taxonomy places the organism in Eukaryota, Fungi, Ascomycota, Eurotiomycetes, Eurotiales, Aspergillaceae.